Messenger RNA from Tripterygium wilfordii, 1507 nucleotides. Its product is annotated as E3 ubiquitin-protein ligase RGLG5-like. The record is from RefSeq and is a predicted model, not a curated record. The coding region runs from base 97 to 1332 and encodes 411 amino acids. The transcript has 10 exons. NCBI's taxonomy places the organism in Eukaryota, Viridiplantae, Streptophyta, Magnoliopsida, Celastrales, Celastraceae.
UGUGUCUUGAUUACAUUAUCGAUCAAUAAAUCUCAGGUGUGCUAGAGAGACACAGAGACAGAGCUGUUCGAUCUUGAUACCAAGAUUUGAUUGAAUAUGGGAGGUAAGAGUUCAAAACGAUCAACAGGGUACCCGUAUCUGCCGCCACAAUCACCGUAUCAACGGCAGCGUCACCGAGCUCCGUCAACACCACCUGCUGCUAGCCCACAACCACAGAGGAGAUUGGAGAGAAGAUACUCCAGAAUUGCUGACAAUUACCACACGUUGGAUCAGGUUACUUCUGCUCUUGCCGAAGCUGGACUAGAGUCUUCUAAUCUCAUUGUUGGCAUUGAUUUUACAAAGAGCAAUGAAUGGACAGGUAGAAGGUCAUUCAAUCGCCGAAGCCUGCAUCAUCUUGGAAACAGUCAAAAUCCUUACGAGCAAGCAAUCUCAAUCAUUGGAAAGACUUUAUCUGCUUUCGACGAGGAUAACUUGAUUCCUUGUUUCGGAUUUGGCGAUGCAACAACACAUGAUCAAGAUGUCUUCAGUUUUUAUCCGGAUGGGGGAGUCUGUAAUGGAUUUGAGGAAGUGCUGACACGGUACAGAGAAAUCGUUCCACAGCUAACGCUUGCUGGACCUACAUCUUUUGCACCAGCAAUUGAAAGAGCCAUCACUAUUGUUGAACAAAGUGGUGGCCAGUACCAUGUUUUGCUGAUAAUUGCUGAUGGACAGGUCACAAGAAGUGUUGAUAUGAAUGCCGGAAAUCUUAGCCCACAAGAGCAAAGUACAAUUGAUGCAAUAGUGAAAGCAAGUCAAUACCCUUUGUCGAUAGUUUUGGUUGGAGUCGGGGAUGGACCUUGGGCCAUGAUGAGGGAGUUUGAUGAUAACAUCCCUUGCAGGGCAUUUGAUAAUUUUCAGUUUGUAAAUUUCACGGAGGUUAUGUCGAAGAAUGUGAAUCCAACCGGAAAAGAGACAGCGUUCGCUCUUUCAGCAUUGAUGGAAAUACCUUCUCAAUACAAAGCAACUCUUGAGCUUGGUCUGUUGGGCCGUCGGAGAGGAACUGCACCAGACAGAACUCCUCUGCCUCCACCUAUCUAUGGUGCACCUACCUUCAGCAGCGGCAGCAGCUCAAAACCUUCCCGUCUGAGAAGUUUUCAGCAGCAACCGAUUGUCUCAGCUCCAUCUUCAAGUUAUUUUCAAGAUAAUCAGCAACAGGAUUGCCCCGUCUGUCUUACUAAUGCUAAGGACAUGGCUUUCGGCUGCGGCCAUCAGACCUGCUGUGGCUGUGGAGGUGGUCUUGAGUCGUGCCCGAUCUGUCGAACUCUGAUCAAGACUAGAAUCAGGCUCUUUUGAUGCCCUGUAGAUGAGAAGUAGUAGGUCAAUGGUUGUACAUAGAUUUGAGCCCCCUCAUUGAUUUCUUUCCUUCGUUCCUUAAUUUCAUGUAUUUAAUACUUGGUUAUGAGAAUUUAGGCUACUGAGAGAUGGUAACUUUUACUCUUUUAGAGUAGUAGUUCUAUGUUAUAUUUUU